UGCCUAUAUAAGAAGUGAGAGAGAGAGAGAGAGAGAGGAAUAGGAAACUAACAGGCAUGGAGGGGAGAACAAAAUGCACCAUUUUCACUCUCCAAUGGCUUUCCGCAGUUUCUAUUUUUGCCCUUCUACCCUUUUCCCACUCUCUAGACUACAAAGACGCUCUCUCCAAAAGCUUCCUCUACUUCGAGGCGCAGCGCUCCGGCCGGUUGCCGUACAACCAGAGAGCCACCUGGCGCCACCAUUCCGGCCUCACCGACGGCCUUGAACAAGGGGUGGACUUGGUCGGAGGUUACUACGACGCCGGCGACAACGUGAAGUUUGGGCUUCCAAUGGCGUUUACUAUUACCUUGUUGUCGUGGGCCAUGCUCGAAUACGGCGAAGAAAUUGCCAGCGCCGGCGAGUACCGCCACGCUCUGGAGGCGAUCAAGUGGGGGACUGAUUUCUUCAUCAAAGCUCAUACUCAUCCUCAUGUCCUCUGGAUUCAGGUAGGUGACGGCGACACGGAUCACUACUGUUGGCAGCGGCCGGAAGACAUGGCGACGUCGCGGCGAGCCUACAAAAUCGACGAGAGCCACCCCGGCUCCGACGUGGCGGCCGAGACCGCCGCGGCAAUGGCGGCAGCGUCGAUCGUGUUCCGAGAAACAAACCCGCAUUACGCGCACCUUCUCCUCGACCAUGCACAGCAGUUGUUCGAGUUUGGGGACAAGUUUAGAGGGAAAUAUGAUGAGAGCGUAGGAGCGGCGAAAGGGUACUACCCUUCGUUGAGUGGUUACAAAGAUGAGUUGUUGUGGGGAGCUUUGUGGCUAUACAAAGCCACCGACAAUGAAUAUUAUUUGAAUUAUGCCAUGGAAAAUGCACAAUCUUUUGGAGGGAUCACUUGGGCCAUGACCGAGUUCAGCUGGGACGUUAAGCACGCUGGCCUUCAAUUACUCGCCGCCACCUUGCCUAUAAAGGGGAAGAUGUAUGAAAAACACAGUGAAAUCCUAAAGGAAUACCGGGCCAAAGCGGAGCACUACCUAUGCGCCAAUCUGAACCAGAACAACGCCACCAACGUCCGCCGCACGCCGGGCGGGCUGCUCUUCAUCCGCCGCUGGAACAACCUCCAGUACGUGUCCUCCGCCGCCUUCCUUAUGACCAUCUACUCCGACCACCUCAGGUCCGCCGGCGACGUGCUCCGCUGCGAGCGGAGGCCGGUGGGGCCCGACGAGCUCUUCGCCUUCGCCAAAUCCCAGGUCGAUUACAUUCUCGGGCUGAACCCGACUGGCCGGAGCUACCUGGUCGGGUUCGGGCCCAAGUACCCGCUCCGGGUGCACCAUAGGGCCGCAUCCAUUGUAUCGUACAGACGCGAAAAGAGCUUCAUCGGGUGCAUGCAAGGAUACUAUACGUAUUUCGGGCGUAGAGACCCGGACCCGAAUGUGAUUAUCGGGGCGGUGGUGGGCGGCCCGGAUGCGAACGACCAGUUCGAGGAUAGAAGGGGAAAUUACAUGCAGUCGGAGGCAUGUACUUAUAAUACAGCGAGUCUUGUCGGAGUUUUUGCCAGGUUGUAUUAUAUACAAGAAAAUGGUAUUUCUAGAAGGGAUUUUUCGUUAGUUUCUUCUGGCUAGAGAAAUAGUUUUAAAAAAAAAAAAAAAUUAUUUUGGAGUAUUUUUUCCACGGUUAUUGUCACACUCACACGUAAAGGGGUAUUCACCCAUUAUUUGUAACUCCAUCCAUGAUAUAAGGGAGGAAGAAACUAAUACACAAGUAAAUUGUGAAGGGAAAUUUUAAUAUCCAAAUUUUGUAUGUGAUUGACGUAAUAAUUAUAUAUA
Messenger RNA from Ipomoea nil (Japanese morning glory), 1808 nucleotides. Its product is annotated as endoglucanase 11-like. Gene Ontology annotation, biological process: carbohydrate metabolic process. The coding region runs from base 57 to 1604 and encodes 515 amino acids. Gene Ontology annotation, molecular function: hydrolase activity, hydrolyzing O-glycosyl compounds. The transcript has 5 exons. NCBI's taxonomy places the organism in Eukaryota, Viridiplantae, Streptophyta, Magnoliopsida, Solanales, Convolvulaceae. The record is from RefSeq and is a predicted model, not a curated record.